AUGGCACAUUCCCUAUUUCAGAAAAUGCCUGAACGAGAUGUAGUGAGUUGGAAUUCCAUGAUUUCAUGGUAUGUUUGUUCUGGGCGGAGCGACUUAGCGAGGGAAGGAUUUCAGGAAAUGUUAUAUAUUGGAGUGAAGCCGAGCAGUUAUACUUACUCGAUUAUUACAUCUCUGGUGUUUGACGCCCUACUCGGCAAGGAGCUUCAUGGUAGGAUUAUUACAAGUGGCUUAAUCAGGUCGAAUGUCGUUCUCGGAAAUUCUUUAAUCGAUAUGUAUGGUAAGAUUGGUAUUAUCGACUAUGCUGUUCGUGUGUUCAUGAGUAUGGAGUAUUUGGACAUGAUCUCUUGGAAUUCAUUAAUUACGGGUUGUUGUAGAGCAGGAAUUAGUGAGUUAGCACUUACUAAGUUUUCUUCAAUGAGAUCCUUAGGAUAUUCUCCUGAUCAGUUCACAUGUUUUGCAGUAAUCACUUGCUGUACAAAUUUACAGAACUUGAAAACAGGUAGGCAGCUCUUUGCUCUCUGUAUCAAGGCUGGCUUUCUUAGCAAUUCCAUUGUCUCAAGUGCCCUUAUUGACCUGUUCUCGAAAUCCAACAGACUGGAUCAUUCAGUUCAGCUCUUCACCGAACUCGACAGAUUUGACUCUGCAAUUUACAAUUCUAUGAUUUCGAGCUAUGUAUCUCACGGCAUAACUGAGAUUGCUAUCGAACUCUUCGUGCUCAUGCGGAGGGAGGAUGUUAGGCUUACUGAGUUCACCUUAAGCAGUAUUGCGGCAUCAAAAAUUUUCAAAAUCGCUAAGAAAAAGAGACUUUCAACGAUUAAAAAAAAAUUGAACACCAUAUGCAGUCUCAUGCAUUACUCUUCUGAUUUUUCAAGUAUGCUUGAUCCAAAUUUCUUAAGAUUUUUCAACUAUGCUUGA
Amaranthus tricolor (Joseph's coat) is the source of this 915-nucleotide messenger RNA. Its product is annotated as pentatricopeptide repeat-containing protein At1g43980, mitochondrial-like. The transcript has 2 exons. Gene Ontology annotation, molecular function: protein binding; RNA binding. Gene Ontology annotation, cellular component: intracellular membrane-bounded organelle. The record is from RefSeq and is a predicted model, not a curated record. Bases 1 to 915 code for a protein of 304 amino acids. Lineage: Eukaryota; Viridiplantae; Streptophyta; Magnoliopsida; Caryophyllales; Amaranthaceae. Gene Ontology annotation, biological process: RNA modification.